UGUGAUUUCUUUGUGUUUCAGGAACACUCCUCAUCCAUUAAUCACUGUCCUUGAAAACAGACCUGAUUGCUGGCCGGUUCUACUGCAGCAGAUAACAGUAUUUUUCCAUCAGUGUCCAGAGAGGGCACAGAGUUCCUGUGUUGGCAUAAUGACUCCAUUUCUAAGAUACCUGUAUUGCGAACCUUCUCAGUCACGGGAAUAUGCUGAACUGCGAAUGGGUUUACUUAAGGUUUUACUGCAGCCUCAUGCUGCGGUGCACAGAGAAACACCCUCUCUGCUGGAAUGCCAGAUUCUUCAACUUCUGUUUGAUUUGAUUCCACACCUUCAGCUUAAAGAUUUACAGCAAGUUACAGAAGCCUUGUUUUUUCUGCAAGAGCUAUUCCUCAGAAUGCUGCGCUAUCCUGUGUUUUGGAAAGUUCAGUUAUCCCAGUUUUGUCUGCAUCUGUUAUGCUUCUGUGAAGUGUGUUUAAAUGUAACGGGAGAAUGCUCGCCUUUGAUCUUCUUAAUGGAGGACAACUUUGAACUCUUAAAAGAGGUGUUUCCAGUGGAACAGUGUGCAGUUGGGCUGGCGCUUCUAUUGCUGCAAACACCUGAAAGUCAGCAAAAGUCUCUCUUGAGUCUAGCCUGCAAGCUCCUUUCCUGCUCAGAAACGCAGAACAUCUCAAGCACAGCCCUUACUUUGGUGAUGCCUGUGCUACAGAUCUUAUCUUCUACAACAGUUGGGGACUGCCUACCAGAGGAUGAUUCUGGAACUACUAGGCAUCAGCUGGCUCUAAAUCUUUUGGGAAUAUUACAGGAGGAAGGUGUGAAGGAUAAAAAGGAGUUG
Eurypyga helias (sunbittern) is the source of this 826-nucleotide messenger RNA. Its product is annotated as focadhesin-like. The transcript has 5 exons. Gene Ontology annotation, biological process: regulation of post-transcriptional gene silencing. The annotation marks the transcript as partial. NCBI's taxonomy places the organism in Eukaryota, Metazoa, Chordata, Aves, Eurypygiformes, Eurypygidae. The record is from RefSeq and is a predicted model, not a curated record.